This is a messenger RNA of Lycium barbarum (goji berry), 3613 nucleotides long. Its product is annotated as pentatricopeptide repeat-containing protein At1g62260, mitochondrial. Gene Ontology annotation, molecular function: RNA binding; protein binding. The transcript is spliced from 3 exons. Bases 150 to 2147 code for a protein of 665 amino acids. Lineage: Eukaryota; Viridiplantae; Streptophyta; Magnoliopsida; Solanales; Solanaceae. Gene Ontology annotation, biological process: RNA modification. The record is from RefSeq and is a predicted model, not a curated record.
AAACCUAAUUCUUUCCAUACAUUGGUUCGUUCCACAAGUUUAGCACCCUCAGAGAACGUUCAUAUGUUUACAUGUAUAAUCUAUGAAAUUAAAAAAAUCUUGUUCAAACUUUCAACUUGACAAUUCAAAUUAAAUUGAAGUCUCCAGCAAUGUCACUUUGGUGGCGAAAUAUAAGGAGAUCACUUAACAGGCAACUAAGCCAUCUCUAUUGCAAAGAUAUUAUUGCUGAAAAAUCAGGUCAUUUAAUACGUUAUCAUUCAUCAUUGAAGCACAAGAUUUCUAAUGUUCCUCCGGAUAUACGUAAAGCAAACAAGAACAUCACAAAUUUGAUUCGAAAUGGUCGAUUAAAUGACGCGAAAAGAUUAUUCGAUAACUUAACGAAUCGAAAUACAGUUACAUGGAACUCAAUGAUUAGUGGGUACGUGCAACAACGUGAGAUUGUUAAAGCACGACAACUGUUCGAUGAAAUGCCUCAUAGAGAUGUUGUGUCUUGGAAUUUAAUGGUUUCUGCUUAUUUGUCCUGUCAAGGGAACAGGUAUUUGGAGGAAGGUAGAAACUUGUUUGAUGAAAUGCCUGGAAGAGAUUUCAUUUCUUGGAACACAAUGAUUAGCGGGUAUGCUAAAGCUGGGAAAAUGAGUGAAGCAUUGGAGCUUUUUAACUCUAUGCCUAAGAAGAAUGUUGUGUCGUGGAACGCGGUCAUUUCGGGUUUUUUGCGUAACGGGGAUGUGAAAACUGCUGUUGAGUAUUUCAAGAGAAUGCCGGAGAGGGAUUCGGCUUCGCUUGGUGUGCUUGUAUCGGGUUUGAUCCAGAAUGAGGAGUUGCAUGAGGCCGAAAAUGUUCUUUAUGAAUUUGGAGAAAGCAAUGAUGGGAAAGAAGAUUUAGUUCAUGCUUAUAACACUUUGAUUGCUGGAUAUGGUCAGAAAGGAAGGGUUGAUGAUGCUAGAUGCCUUUUUGAUAAAAUCCCAUCUUGUAGUGGUCAAGGAAUUAGCAGAAAGAAGAGAUUUGAGAGAAAUGUGGUAUCGUGGAAUUCGAUAAUCAUGGCUUAUAUAAAAGCAGGAGAUGUGGUUUCUGCGAGAGAGCUUUUUGAUCAGAUGACGGAAAAGGAUACAUUUUCAUGGAACACAAUGGUUUGUGGAUAUGUCCAUGCUUCAAAUAUGGAUGAAGCAUCAAACCUGUUUUCUAAAAUGCCAAAUCCUGAUGUACUGUCAUGGAAUUCAAUUAUCUCUGGAUAUGCACAGACGGGAAAGUUGGAAUUGGCACGUGAUUAUUUUGAAAGGAUGCCCCACAAGAAUCGGGUUUCUUGGAAUUCCAUGAUCUCUGGGUGUGAAAGAAAUACCGACUAUGAAGGAGCAAUAAAGUUAUUCAGGGAGAUGCAACAGGCAGGAGAGAAACCUGAUAGACACACACUCUCCUCACUUCUAAGUGUUUGUGCUGAAACAGUGGCGUUGUUUCUAGGUAUGCAGAUUCAGCAGUUAGUAACAAAGACUAUUAUACCGGAUAUACCUUUGAACAAUUCUCUAAUAACUAUGUACGCAAGAUGUGGCGCGAUACAUGAAGCAAGGAUAAUUUUUGAAAAGAUGAAAUUUCAAAAAGACGUAAUCUCAUGGAAUGCGAUGGUUGGAGGAUAUGCAUCUCAUGGUUUUGCAUUUGAAGCCCUAGAGCUUUUUGAAUUAAUGAAGCGCCUUAAAGUGAGGCCAACUCGCAUCACGUUCAUUUCAGUUCUGAAUGCGUGUGCUCAUGCUGGUUUAGUGGAACAAGGUCAGUUAUAUUUUAAAUCUAUGGACUCUGAAUUUGGCAUCAAACCUGAGGUUGAGCAUUUUGCCUCCCUUGUGGAUAUUGUUGGUCGCGACGGACAGCUUGAAGAGGCCAUGAAAGUGAUUAACACUAUGCCAGUGGAGCCAGAUAAGGCUGUCUGGGGUGCAGUAUUAGGUGCUUGUAGGGUGCACAACAACGUUGAGUUGGCUCGAAUAGCAGCUGAAGCACUAAUGCGCCUGGAACCAGAGAGUUCAGGUCCUUAUUGUUUGCUAUAUAACAUGUAUGCCGAUGCUGGAAGGUGGGAUGAUGCAAAUGAAAUCAGAAUUUUGAUGGAAACAAAUAAUAUAAGGAAGGAGCCCGCUUAUAGCAGGGUGGGCUCAACUUCCUCAUAGUGAUUUCUCAAAUUGUAAUUUUUUAUCACACGAUGAAUUUGGAUCAAGUUGGCAAUGUUGGGGUUCAAAUCAAUAGAUGGAAAAUGUAUUGUGCAGUAUCCUGCUGAGAGUUUGCAGUAUUCUUGCUUGGACUAAUAAUACAACAAUGCUGUUCAAUGCAAAUUGAUGUUUUGGAGCAUUUAAGUCUGCAGUUUUAAGUCUUGGAGUUCAAAGAAUUGUGCAUAGUGAAUAAGAGUGGGCCAAAAGCUUGUUUCAUGAAGAAACACCCCGAACACAUGCAUGGACUCUACUGAUAACAUCACAUGAUAGCAGGUUAGGCACGCUGUUCUCUGACAUCAAGCAUUUCCAACUGAAAAAUAAGAUAAAGAGACCAAAGCUUAUUAGGAUGGAGGACGUUAACAUCAGUGAGAAUGCUCCAACUUCCAGAUGAACCUGUGGGGUUUGAGGAUGAUGCUGAGAAGCUAAUUUAUCUACUGACUUGAGGAACACAAAAUUUGAAUAUUAUUUCUAUUGUUGGCAUGGCUAUUCAGGGAAGACAACUUUGGCCACAGAGAUUCAAAGAUUCUUCUCGCUUUGAUAUUGGGACUGGUGUACUAUCUCGGGAACAUAUACUAUUAAGUGACAUCUUUGGGCAAGUCACAGGUGUUAAGCGCCAUGUGCAUCCCAGUGACGAAAUAGCUGAUAUGCUGCCUAUAUGUUUGAUACCCAAAAGAUAUCUCAUUAUCUUGGAUGAUAUAUGGUAAGUCGAGGCAUGGGAUGAGUUAAGAUUAUGUUUUUUUUUCCUUACAGUUAAGAUUAGGUUUCCCAAUUGGUGGAAAUGGAAGCAGAAUUAUGUUAACAAGUCGACUUAAACAAGUGGCAGAGGAAGUCACGCGACAUAAUUGUCUUCGAUCCCUGACUGCAGUCGAGAGUUGGAAAUUGUUGCAGAAGUAUUUGAAAAGGAAAUUUGCCCCUGAACUCCGGGCUCUGGUACAAGUUUCACAAUAUUGUUAUGAACUGCCUCUUACAGUUGGCUUAAUUGGCGAAAUUAUUGCAAAGAGAAAAAGGAACAUCCCAGAGUGGUGUGAAGUUGCAGACAACUUGAAGUCCCAUGUUGGUGUAGUUGAAAAUUAAAGCAGCUUGGCAGUAAAGUUAAGCUACUGCUGUUUACCAGUUCAUCUAAGACAUUGUCUUCUAUCCAUGGGAAUUUUCCCAAUUGAUGUUACUCUGGGUGGUCGGGUCUGAAUUUUAUUUGGGAUUGAUUUUAAUUUAAUUUGGGCUAUUUUAAGUUGGCGACGUGGACCUCUAAUUAGAGGCACGUGUAAAAUCUGGUAUUUUAAAACCAGCCUUCUGAGCUGUUAACGGUAAGUGGCAUGGAUGAGCCAUUUCGAUCACGACGAUGACAUAAAUGAGCCCAACUAUUAAUGAGUGGCAUAAAUGAGCCAUUUCGGAUAGUUCGAUGGCAUAUUUAAGCCUUUUCCCUAAAU